AUCAGUGAAAGAUGUAUGCAUCAUGUCGAUUGUAUGAUAUAAAGAGAAAUGUUUUACGAUGAAAUGCUGAUAAAUAUCUUGUUAAACCUAAUCGUCUUUUUCCUUCCUCGUUUAACUUGUCAAGAGCUUGAGAUUAUCGGGAAGAACAGCAUGUUGUAUGAUCCAGUUAACAACCUUCCGUAUCCCUGCGAUUCUGAAGCCAAACCAAAGAUAAGCAAACAUUUGAACCGUGUGAACAGACGUUCUUUUGAAGGAAAUGGGUUAAGAAGAGUUCUUGUAAAACGGGCAGAUGGCGACAGCAUUCCGAUCAAACUACAGCCGUGUCCAUUUCCUAAUAGCACUCAAGAACAUCGCUGGGAGAAAACGAUAAGAAGAUCUAGUUUGCCUCUCAAACGGACACGUGAACGGUUCCUUAGGAAGCUAUGGCAGUACAAGAAACGAAAUGAUGUUAUUCGAAAAAUUUCUCCAAAAGAAGAAGCAAUUCGUGGUCAGUUGUACGCUGGAACUGACAUCAAUACAGGUUAUGGUGGUGUGGGCCUAACAGGAGCGAGUCUCAGUGUGAUAAACAUGCUGCCUUACAUACAUGCGUUUGACACGAAAACUGGGAUGCCUUAUGUAUGUGAUCCUGAUAAGAAAAAGCCGGACAAAAAGAUUGAUAAUAAAUGGAAAAUGAUUGUGGCGCCAUGUCCUGAUUUUAAGAAAUGUUUGUUUCCUUGGACUGAAGCAAAAGAUUGUAAAACGUCUGUAGACGACAAUUCGCCAGAAUCACCUAAACGGCGUUGGAUUAUAAAAAGAGUGAUAUGGGUCCCAGUACUUACGCCGCCUGGUAGCCGAAGAAAAAGAGCAGGAAAAUAUCAUAUGGAUGAAAAUUAAGGUUACGAAGGUUAGCAGGUACGUAGCUACGUUUUUCUAUAGUUUUGAGUUAAACGAAUGCCAUUUUGUGCUCAUAUUUUAUCGUGAUGUUAUAGAAUUAAGAAUUAAUAUAACUGUAAAUAAAAAUAUUAAACGUAAGAUAGUUAUCCACUUAAAAUGAACAGUGCGAAAAUAAUUAAUAGGAAGUGAAUAAACUGGUGUGAUGAGGAUUUCCCUCACUUUCUCCAGCUUUAGUAUGCAUGAAUCAAAAAAACACACAAACAUGACCAUUGUAAAAUAAACAUUUAAAUAUAAUAAACAUCUAAC
Dendronephthya gigantea is the source of this 1179-nucleotide messenger RNA. RefSeq lists its product as uncharacterized. The record is from RefSeq and is a predicted model, not a curated record. Bases 49 to 873 code for a protein of 274 amino acids. The transcript is spliced from 5 exons. NCBI's taxonomy places the organism in Eukaryota, Metazoa, Cnidaria, Anthozoa, Malacalcyonacea, Nephtheidae.